UUUCGCAUCCAAUAUAAUCAAAUGUAAUGGACCAUCAAAGACUACGCCUACCCCACCGACAGAAGAACCUACAACUCCUCUGAGACCAACAACCCCGCGCCCAUCUUCCACAACAGAACCUUCAACACUACCAACAACGAGUUCCCCAUCAACUAUGGUAGAUUCUUCCACUCAGUCAACCCCUACAAUAACAUCCACCCCAACUGUAACAACCCAACCCCCUACUAUGACUGAAUCCACGCCAGCAAUAACAAGUUCCACAUCGACUAUGACAGAUUCUUCUAUCCAGUCGACCUAUUCAAUAAUAUCGCCUUCUUCCUGGGCAACAGAAAUUACAAGUAUGGCUGAAACACCAUCAGCAACAAUAAGUUCCACGUCGUCUAUGACAGAUUCUUCCACGCAGUCAACCCCUUCAAUAACAUCGACCCCAACUGUCACAAUAGAACCCACAAGAAUUACCAACAUCCCACCAGACGGAACAAAUCCCCCACCAGGCCCAGAAACUUCUCCUCCCUCGAAAUCCCCUGCAAACACAUCAGACGAACCGCAAGACACGACGGAUCCCACUCCGUACGAGACCCCUUCUUCAAAACACACAACCUCUCCCUGGCUAACAGGCUUCACAGUGAAAACAACUCCACUCACACCAAACACAACGGAAGUCAUCACUACAACAUCAGCACCAAACACCACUUCCUUUUCCACUGAAUACCCGGAUGAGGACAUGUGCGCCUUAAUGCCCUGCGAAAACGGAGGCAUCUGUGCAGAUGGACAAGGCGAAACCUUUUCUUGUGUUUGUCCACCAAAUUUCACUGGGAAAUUCUGCCAAAAAAGAGUCAAUGGUUGGACAUGCACUUGUGAAGGAUGCAAUCCUCAGACCUUCGAGUGUACCGGGGAUCCACUCUCCCCCGAAUGUGACUGUGUCAACUGUGAUUGUGACAUCUAAAGGGUCAACGCUGCCACUAGAUUGUUAGGCUUGUAAAGCCAACAAAUGCAGCACGUUAUUUACAUACUCUUCAGACGACAAUUUAUUGCGCGCUCGCGUGCUACCGGUAUGCUAGGGUUGCCUUUUCUUUCAGUCUUAUCCCAUGGACUCGUAUGGAACGGAUGGGCUAAUGUUGCUGCGUAGCUUAAAAGAAAAAUACACUGAAGACAAUCGUGUGAUCUCUCUUUUACCGUUAAUGACACUCUUGUCAUCAACGCGAUCUCUGUUCAUAUACAGGUAAGUUACGACCUCCUGUUUAGCCAGAUGUGACGCAAUGCGUUUUCUGUCUCACCCAACACAAUCAAACAAUUGUUGAACUUUUUCUGGAUUUAUAAUUAUUCCCUACCUGUAUCAAUGGUUAUAAUAGCUGUGAAGUUCGAACGGAAAUGAUUCUAGAUCUACAACACCAACAGCACAUAAUAACUAUGUACCAAGCUAUAUAUAUUUGCACAGAAACAUAUUGCUUUUAACCAUCCAGGGUGCAAUUAAUAAUAAGGAAAAGAGUACUGUAUAUGAACAGAAAAUUAACUUGAGUCAUAUUUUACUAUUAUAUUAUAUCAUAGGUAUGAUGUUUCCGUAUAUAAAAGUUUUUGUUCUGUGGGAAUGGGAAUCAUCCUGAGAUCUCUCC
Messenger RNA from Lingula anatina, 1613 nucleotides. RefSeq lists its product as uncharacterized. Lineage: Eukaryota; Metazoa; Brachiopoda; Lingulata; Lingulida; Lingulidae. The record is from RefSeq and is a predicted model, not a curated record. Gene Ontology annotation, biological process: central nervous system development; glial cell differentiation; positive regulation of neuroblast proliferation. Gene Ontology annotation, cellular component: synapse; perineuronal net. Gene Ontology annotation, molecular function: calcium ion binding.